CUGUAACUUUAGGCUGUCAUCUUGUACUGAGUAACUUGCCUGACAGAAUUGCUGCAGGACUCCCUGGUGGAGCAAUGAAGACAGUCUGUGUUCUCCUGCUUGCUGUAGCACUGAGCAAUGCUUUAGAAAGAGGCCGAGAUUAUGAAAAAGAUAAAGUCUGCAAGGAGCUCGCCCACCUGGGAAAGGAUGACUUCAGAACUCUGUCACUAGUCCUCUACAGUAGGAAGUUUUCCAGGGGCACCUUUGAACAGAUCAGCCAGCUUGUUCAUGAAGUCGUCACCUUGACAGAAGAGUGCUGUGCUGAGGGGGCCGAACCUGAUUGCUAUGAUACCAGGACUUCAGCCUUGUCUACCAGGUCUUGUGAGAGCAACUCUCCUUUCCCUGUGCAUGAAGGCACACCUGAGUGCUGUGCCAAGGAGGGUCUGGAGCGGAAGCUAUGCAUGGCUGCCCUAAGCCACCAGCAGACCGAGUUCCCUAACUAUGUGGAGCCAACCAAUGAUGAAAUCUGUGAAGCAUUCAGGAAAGAUCCAAGGAGAUUUGCUGAACAAUUUCUGUAUGAAUACUCCAGUAAUUAUGGACAAGUUCCACUAGCACUUUUACUUGGUUACACAAAGAAUUAUCUCUCUAUGGUUGGGUCCUGCUGCACCUCCCCCAGUCCAACACUGUGCUUUUUGAAAGAAAGACUCCAGAUUAGACACUUAUCUCUCCUGACCACUAUGUCAAAUCGAGUCUGUUCACAAUAUGCUGUGUAUGGAAAAGAGAAAUCAAGGAUCAGUCAUCUCAUAAAAUUAUCCCAGAAAGUACCUACCGCUGAUUUGGAGGAUGUUUUGCCACUAGCUAGAGACAUCACUACAAUCCUCUCCAAAUGUUGUGAGUCUACCUCUGAGGACUGCAUUGCCAAAGAGCUGCCUGAAUAUACAGUAACAGUCUGUGAUAAACUAUCCAAGAGAAAUUCAAAGUUGGAAGAAUGUUGUCAAGAAGAAACGCCCUUGAGCAUUUUUACAUGCAUAUACUUCAUGCCAGCUGCCCCUGUACCAGAGCUGCCAUCCAUUGAGAUGCCCACAAAUACAGAAGUGUGUGGGCAAAAAAACACCAAAGCUUUGGAUCAGUACACAUUUGAACUGAGCAGAAGGACUCCUAUUCCAGAAAUAUUCCUCAGCAAAAUACUGGAACCAAAUCUGAAAAGUCUUAAUGAAUGCUGCGAUGCCGACGACUCUUCUACCUGCUUUACUGACAAGGUUUCUGAACUAAAGAAGGAAUUAUCUUCUUUCAUUAAGAAGGGACAAGAAUUAUGUGCAGAUUAUUCAGAAAACACAUUUACUACAUACAAGAAAAAACUGGUGGAGCGACUAAGAACAAAACGGCCUGAAGCCACAUCCACGGAGUUGGCUGACCUGAUGACUGAGCACUCUGACUUUGCAUCGAAGUGUUGCUCCAUAAAUUCUCCUCCUCGCUACUGUGCCACACAGAUUGAUGCUGAAAUGAGGAAUAGUUUGCAGUGAUAAUGCAUAUGUACUGUUCUAGAUCUCAUCCUGGAACAACAAUAGAAUGAGCUCUGAUGGCUAAUCUGAGGCAUCCACGGAGACCUUAUGAUACUUCUUACUUACUCCUACUAUAUUGUAAUCAUGGAAUUCUCACUCUGUUGAUUUUCUGUGAGAAUAAAUUGAAAUAGAAUAGAAAAAUUAAAUCUGAGAAUGAUGGUCUUGA
Octodon degus (degu) is the source of this 1707-nucleotide messenger RNA. RefSeq names its product GC, vitamin D binding protein (gene Gc). Bases 75 to 1502 code for a protein of 475 amino acids. The record is from RefSeq and is a predicted model, not a curated record. Gene Ontology annotation, molecular function: vitamin D binding; vitamin transmembrane transporter activity. Gene Ontology annotation, biological process: vitamin transport. Lineage: Eukaryota; Metazoa; Chordata; Mammalia; Rodentia; Octodontidae. The transcript is spliced from 13 exons. Gene Ontology annotation, cellular component: blood microparticle; cytoplasm.